Messenger RNA from Helianthus annuus (common sunflower), 1256 nucleotides. Its product is annotated as putative receptor-like protein kinase At5g39000. Gene Ontology annotation, molecular function: transmembrane receptor protein tyrosine kinase activity; ATP binding. Gene Ontology annotation, cellular component: plasmodesma; plasma membrane. Bases 41 to 1024 code for a protein of 327 amino acids. The record is from RefSeq and is a predicted model, not a curated record. Lineage: Eukaryota; Viridiplantae; Streptophyta; Magnoliopsida; Asterales; Asteraceae. Gene Ontology annotation, biological process: protein autophosphorylation. The transcript is spliced from 3 exons.
UUGAAACUUUCAGUUAAUUCUCUUUUCGAUCUUCAAAAUAAUGUCUCAAAUAGACCAGUUUCAACACCUCAAAAUACCACUGGAAGUUAUACAGUCAGCAACCGGCAACUUUUCCGCUGACAGUUGCAUCGGGCGUGGAGGUUUCGGAAAAGUAUACAAGGGACAACUUGUUCAUUCUAGGGGCGAGAUCAUGGUUGCUUUGAAGCGUUUAGAUCCUGCGUUCGGACAGGGAAAUACCGAGUUCUGGAAGGAGAUUAUGAUGCUUUCAUUUUAUAAACAUGAAAACAUUAUCUCUCUUUUAGGGUAUUGUGACGAUCAUGGCGAGAAAAUCAUUGUGUACGAGUAUGCAUCAAAGAAAAGUCUCGAAGCUUAUCUGGCCAGCAACAAUCUUAACUGGGUUCAACGUCUUAAGAUAUGUGUUGGGGCGGCUCGUGGACUUGCGUACCUUCACAACCCUACUGAGAAUCAUCUAAGAAUAGUGCAUCGCGAUAUUAAAAGUUCCAAUAUCCUACUGGAUGAUAACUGGAGUGCCAAGAUUUCAGAUUUCGGCCUCUCCAAAUUUGCUCCCGCAAACAAUCAAUUCACAUUCCUGGUAACGGACCCUGCUGGCACGCCUGGGUAUAUUGAUCCGAUGUACUACGAGACAGGGCUACUAACGAAAGAGUCAGAUGUCUACUCUUUUGGCGUGGUGUUGUUUGAAGUGCUAUGUGGUAGGUUAUGUUAUGGUAACCAGAAUCUACAGCCUUUAGUUGGACAAGUGCGAGACUACUAUUUGGAAAACAAAAUCAGUGAGCUUGUUUAUAGUAAUAUGAAGGAUACAAUGGAUAUUACUAGUUUGAAUUUGUUUGCGGACAUAGCUUACCGAUGUUUAUGCAGAGAGCGUAAAGAGCGUCCAUUGAUGAUCGAGAUCGUGAAAGCACUUGAAAGUGCACUAGAAAUUCAAGAAAACGCAGAUGAAAAGGCAGCUGUUCGCCGAGAAGGAAUCUUGAUUGUGAAAGUAUUUAGCAGUACAGUUUAUUUUUGAUGCUAAAAAUCAUUACGUGAUACUCUAUGUAUCUCCCUUAACUGAUUAUCAUCCACUGGCCGUGAAAGCUGAAUGGAAUGAAGAGUCCACUCUGUAUGUGGAAAAUUUUGAUGGUCAAGAGUUAGUCAUACUUAUUAACAAAGUUGAAUCGCAAGAGAAACAUUGUCAUGUGGUAACUGCAAGAUAUAAAUUCAGUGAUCUCACUCCUGAAAUUAGAACGCCUUAUUUUCUU